Molecule: messenger RNA, 3237 nt
Organism: Spizellomyces punctatus DAOM BR117
Lineage: Eukaryota; Fungi; Chytridiomycota; Chytridiomycetes; Spizellomycetales; Spizellomycetaceae
Exons: 1
Coding region: 1-3237 (1078 amino acids)
Source: RefSeq, a predicted model, not a curated record
AUGGUAAGAAAGACUGGACCGCAGUCUGGUCCGGGCAUUGAUGGGGAACGCGAUGGAGACGACCAUCAGCAAUCUGGCUCUGUGGACGUGCUGCGCUCACCAAGGACGCCAAACCUGUCUCAAGCGGUCAUAGAGGGCGCUGAUAGUGGUGGAAGUAGUGCGACACAAAGUCGGCCGCAAACUCCUGUCAUGCCGUCCGGAACACCGCCACCGAAGAUCAGUAGCCCAACACCAAGGCGCGUCUUAACGAUCACUCCGGCCAAGAAGCCUCCACAGAGUGCAGUAAACGUACCAGUUGGUACAUUCUCUGAGGCAGCAAAGGACAGCGAGCGAAGGGAUGCAACGGCAACACCUAAUAUUCCCGAUCGUGAUCAGGCUCAAGCGGGGAAGGACAAAAGGGAACGAAAUGGAACUGCAUUGUCUGUGGGCAUCAUUUCGGCGCAAGCUAAUGAGAAGGACGGAAAAGUAAGAGACGCGCGGAGGAAGGCUUCGAAGAUAGAUUCGAAGGUGUCAUCGGCAAGCGAAAAAAUGAGCGAGAAAGCCGCCGAAAAGGAAACCGAGAAAGAAGCCUAUACGUCACUCGAGCAGGAAGAAAUUACGACCGAAAAGGGUAGACCAUUGACACCUCUGAGCAGCCCGAAGAUGAGGAAAAAGAGAUCGAAGACCAAGGUCGACGAUGCAGCAGGGACGCAAGUGGUCACGGUCACUGGAGCGGCCAAAGACAAGGACGUGGUGGAUCAUAUUCCCACCCCCCCUCCAGUGGAACCCGAGGUCGAAGCAAUAGUAAGUAGGAAGACCAAAAAGCGGAAAGAGAAGAAGGUUGCGGUACGCCAGGCUCCAAAGCAUGUACCGUUGCAGGCGCGAUUGUCAGAGACACAGUCUCAACCUCUGGAAUCAUCUCCUGCGGCCUCCCAAAGUGCGAACAUUAUUCCAAAUGGCUUGAAAGAGAAGUUGGAAACCCUCGGGCUGGACUUUGACAGAGUGCCCUCUACCCGUGCCGCAAACAAUUUGGGAAAUUUAUCCAGCAAGUUGACCGAAGGUUCCAAUCUAGUCGAAAGUUCAAAGCCGCAAAAGAAGCAGCAGCAGGCCGCUAGUCUGGAUCGAAGGGUGCCGGCUAGCCAACCGCCGCCCCCUCGUCGUGAUAUUAGCGUACCACGGAAGCCAUCACGUUGCCAAACUCAGCGCCACGCCGGUGAGGUGGAUAUAACCUCGUUUUUGACUUCGCAUAAUGCUGCAACAGGAGAGGUUGACUUGCAAAUCGAUUCGGAGGCUCUGGCGAAUGCUCUGAAUCAACUUGGAGCUGGCUAUGGGUACUCUUCAUACACAGUAGACCAUGCGGGAGAGAAUGGUCAUGUCAAUGUCCGCAUUGAUGUACAGGGGAAAACCGAAGCUCCAGCAGGAGGAAAAGAAGGUAAAUCAACCCCUGGCCAUACUUGCACUCCUGAAGCCACUGCUAGCUUCGAUUUGAGCACUUUGGGUAUCAAUAUCGGCCAGCUUGACCAGCUAGCUGCAAACCUUGGAAGCUUUUCCUUUGGGGGCGCCGAACCCGCUCACGCGAAUAACUCGUGUGGCGAUGGGACCGUGAACGUCAAUGUUAACGGCGUGGCGAUGAACAUCGAUGCAAAUGCAUUCAUUGAUCAAGCUUUAGAGGGACUGGCUACGACAGCGGCAUUUCUGUACGAAGGACUUGAAGCGCAGGUCGAAAAAGUGCGUCGCGAGGAGGAAGUGAAAUCUAAAAGCAAGACAAAGGGUAAGGGCGAAGUCGGUGGCCCUAAGAGCAGUAUGCAGCGUGUUUCGGAACAGGUCACCAAGCUCGAGGAGUAUGCUGCGAAGCUACAGAACAAGUUUCGAAACGGCUUGGAUCCUGCUGGUGAAUCCACAGCCUCUUCAACAGAGCACGGAGUCCCAGGGGCGACAGUAUGUGGCAAGAAACUCAAAAAGGCCAAGGGUUUGGGGUCUUCCAGUGGCACAGGAGCCGGCACACGGUAUACUGCGACCUUUACCGUUAGCUCUGGGUCAAGCGCCAGAGACACACCGAUAGAUCAGACAUCCCCAAUUUCGGAGAUGUUUGGGGUUGGACUCAACCCAGCCACUGCCGGUUGGACGACGGAAGACUGGAAAGCGAAAUGCCGCAGCGUGGAGAUCGUGAUGAAGCGAGUUCGCGAAGCCCGUGAAAUGCGUAGACGUCAGAGGGAAGAAGAACCUGGCACUGGCACAGCGGCUGAUGGUUCUAGCCAAGGGCUGAAUAUGUUAGACGCUUUAUCGCAGGCGGCCAUUGGCGCUAUCAAUGGAUUGGACCAUGGCCUGGAAUCGGAUCAUGACGAGUAUCCUUCCAAUGGUGAUAUCGAUUAUGGAAAUAUUGGGGACGAUGAGCAAAGUGUCACGUCGUCUGGGUUCGCAACCCCUUCUGCUACGGAGGCCUCCAGUCCACCCACGGAUGCACAAAAUCUUUUCGAGAACAAUCAUAUUCAACGCCUGCUUGAGACCGUCCGAAUAUUGGUGUCUACAGGGGAGAUGCUUGUUAACGCGCCCAGUACAGCGAUGAUGGCCAAUACGUCCGACUCCACCCAACCCUUGCACGGCCUGAAGAAGAAGAAGAAAAGGAGCAGCUCUCCUCAACCGCCGCAAACAUAUAGUAACUAUGGCCAGGGCCAAGAAUUGGACGCUUCCUCUGGGGUUGGAGUACUGGUUGACGAGCAUGGUCGUCCCAUGGAUGCUACAUUGAUGGAUGUCAACGGUCGUGGUCGUGGUCGUAUCGAGCUGACCAAUGUUGUCGCAUAUAAUAGUCAAGGAGAGUUAGCUCCAAUCGUAUUCGAUCCAGCGCCUCUUCUCGCAGCCGUGGCUAGCGGUGCCGUCGCUCCAGGUGUACCUAUUCCGUGGGAGGUGUUUGGUUUGAGAGGCCCACCUCCGUCAUGGCAGGGUCAGUCAACUGAACACCCACAUUCAGCAGGAGUGCCGAUGGAUGUAGAAAUCUUGGAGCGAGAGUUGGAAGUAUCGCGGCGCGAAGAACAGGAGCUUGAAAAGCGGUUGGUCGAGGUAGUGCGUAGGAAUGGGCAAUGGCAAACUGAGGUAGCGAAAGUUCUUGAACUGGAGGUUAAUGUCUCGGAUGCCUAUCAGGUGGAAGUCUUACAUGAGCAAUACGAGGAUGCAGUAGAAUUUGAUGCGGACGAAGAGUUUGCUGAAGGGGCCGAGCAAAUCGCUUGUUCUCAUGGCGUGCCAAUGAUCGGAACACGGUGA